AAUGACAUGAAAGAAUGGCCAGUUUCGAAACAGGUGGAGGAAUUUCUAUUGAAGUGUCAAGCGCACAAGGACCACAAAAUUGAAAUGUUAUGUGAUGACCACAGUCAGUUGUGCUGCACAAAGUGUGCCUUCAAUGAUCACAGCCAGUGCAGUAAAGUGACUCCAAUUAAUGAGCUGACAAACACGCAGCCCACAGACCUACAGGGACUGUCAGUUGAGCUCGAAACUGUUCUGGGUGAAAUCAAAAGCCUUCAGAUCAGUCAGGAGGCCAGCGUUGAGUCAUUGCAGAAAACAUACAAGGAACAUAGGGCAGAUAUGAUCGAACAAAUGCGUGGCAAUGUAAACACUAAUUUGGAUAAGUGUGGUUAUAAUUGUGUGGGCACAUCGGGAAAAAUUGAGCAAUAUUUAAAAGAUGACAUGUGUAGGAGUGUUCUUUCUAUCUUGAAUGAAUUUGACAAUAUUACUUUGAAGGAACUAAAUGAGAUGAAAGAUGAAGUUAUAAGCAUUAAAGGGUCAGUUACAAGUUCUAUUCAUAAAUGCACCAGUCUUCACAGUGACUUGUUACAAUUACUUGAAAUCGUUCAGAAAAUUGGAGAUAAUAAGGAGCUCUGUCUUAUAGCCAGCAUAAAAUGUAAACAUAUCAUACAGCAGGCAUUGACUCUGCUUGGAAAGUCAGGCAAGAUGUUUAAGGUCCAGGGGAAGUCUGAGCACAAUGUGAGAAUAACAAGUGAUUCAAACACAUGCUGGAUCACAGCUAUAUGUGCUCUCCCAGAUGGGCAGGUCCUGGUUGCAGACUUCAAUAAUAAUAAAGUCAAGCUGCUGAACCAGCAGUACCAGGUGGUGAGUCACUGGGAUGUGAAUGCUAGGCCAUUUGACAUUUGUUUGAUCACACCCAGUGAGGUUGCAGUGGCUUUGAAUAAUGGCAACAUACAUGAGGUCCAGUUUAUCACUGUCAACCAGGGAAAGCUUGUUUCUGGCAGGAAGUUUCAGUUACAACAUGAAUGUAGAGGUAUUUGCCAUCACCAAGGAGACCUUUUUGUCGCCUUUGGUCAAGAACUGUACAAAUACACACUGAGUGGCAAACUGAUCUGCAGACUCUAUGAACAUAGGUCAUUCAAAUAUACAGGAAAUUCUGAGCACAUCGAGAUUUCAUGUGCUGUUCUCAACUUCCGCUAUGUCCGUGUCGAGUUUCCCACACUUGCAUCUGAGUAG
Messenger RNA from Dreissena polymorpha, 1212 nucleotides. RefSeq lists its product as uncharacterized. The record is from RefSeq and is a predicted model, not a curated record. Bases 7 to 1212 code for a protein of 401 amino acids. Gene Ontology annotation, molecular function: zinc ion binding; protein binding. NCBI's taxonomy places the organism in Eukaryota, Metazoa, Mollusca, Bivalvia, Myida, Dreissenidae. The transcript is spliced from 3 exons.